Molecule: messenger RNA, 2327 nt
Organism: Vombatus ursinus (common wombat)
Lineage: Eukaryota; Metazoa; Chordata; Mammalia; Diprotodontia; Vombatidae
Product: vesicular integral-membrane protein VIP36-like
Exons: 8
Coding region: 545-1639 (364 amino acids)
Biological process (GO): endoplasmic reticulum organization; Golgi organization; endoplasmic reticulum to Golgi vesicle-mediated transport
Cellular component (GO): COPII-coated ER to Golgi transport vesicle; endoplasmic reticulum-Golgi intermediate compartment; endoplasmic reticulum membrane
Molecular function (GO): D-mannose binding
Source: RefSeq, a predicted model, not a curated record
UUUGACCGGCUCCUUCCCGUUGCUGGGCGGUUCAGAGAAGCAAUCCUAUUCUGCACUCUAGACAGAAGGGUAGACUGAGGUUCGGCGGAGUGUUAAGUUAAUUGCUGCUCCGCGGGAGAACGCUGCUCACUUGGAUUACUAGUCCCAAAAUGCCCCGCUAGGCGCGCUGCCUGCUGGGAGCAAGAGUCUUUUGUAGUCCGGAACCUAAGGCUCCAGCGACUCUGAAGAUACGCCUUCUGCUUCUUUAUUGGAUUCGGCACCAAACGUGCUCCUCCAUGAUUGGCUAAAGUUUUUGUCUUGUAGAGGUUCCUGUCCCACCCUCUAAGAAACCGGGAAGGCCAGAUUUCCGAACUUCUCUGGGAGAGGAAGAAAACUAGAGGCAUCAGAGAAAUUCAGCCGGCCAGGUUUUUAGCUUAUAGCUGCGAAACUCGCCUAUUCUGUUUUCCAGCAACUCCUUUUCCUUUUGUUUCCGGCCGGAAGUUAUUGGAGAAUGCUCCCGGAAGGCGGAAGUAAAGCUGACGGAAGUUAGGGAGAGGCGAGGAGGAUGGCGGCUGGGGCUGCAGCCGGGUUCGGGGCAGGUUGGGGUUGGUGCUGGGGAUGCCAUAGGUCGCGAAUUGGGGGGAGUCUAAGCCCUUUCCCGCCGGUUCUCCUGUUGCUGCUGCUUUUAUUGGUCGCACCCGCCCCCCAGCCUGCGACUUCUGACAUCACCAACGGCAACAAUGAGCACCUGAAGCGCGAGCACUCGCUGAUUAAACCCUACCAGGGGGUCGGAUCCAGCUCCAUGCCCCUCUGGGAUUUCCAAGGCAGCACCAUGCUUACCAGCCAGUACAUCCGCCUGACCCCCGAUGAACCUAGCAAAGAGGGCUCUAUCUGGAACCACCAGCCCUGCUUCCUCAAGGAUUGGGAGAUGCAUGUCCAUUUCAAAGUCCAUGGCCUUGGAAAGAAGAGCCUCCAUGGAGACGGCUUUGCUCUGUGGUACACCAGGGACCGCCUUGUGCCAGGUCCUGUGUUUGGAAGCAAGGACAACUUCCAUGGACUGGCCAUCUUCCUGGACACUUACCCCAAUGAUGAAGCUACUGAGCGUGUAUUUCCAUAUAUAUCAGUGAUGGUGAACAAUGGCUCCCUGACAUAUGAUCACAGCAAGGAUGGAAGAUGGACAGAGCUGGCAGGCUGCACAGCUGACUUCCGCAACCAAAAUCAUGAUACUUUUCUGGCUGUGCGCUACUCUCGAGGCCGCCUGACGGUGAUGACAGAUGUAGAAGAUAAGAAUGAAUGGAAGAACUGUAUCGACAUUUCUGGAGUGCAGCUACCUACUGGCUACUACUUUGGUGCCUCAGCUGGCACGGGUGACCUUUCUGAUAAUCACGAUAUCAUCUCAAUGAAGUUAUUCCAGCUGAUGGUGGAGCACACUCCAGAAGAGGAUAACAUUGACUGGACCAAGAUUGAGCCCAGUGUCAGCUUCCUCAAGUCUCCCAAAGAUAACGUGGAUGACCCCACUGGGAACUUCCGAAGUGGCCCUCUGACAGGGUGGAAGGUGUUCCUGCUGCUGCUCUGUGCCCUGUUGGGGAUCAUCGUGUGUGCUGUGGUGGGAGCUGUGGUGUUUCAGAAGCGACAGGAGAGGAACAAGCGUUUCUACUGAUUUGGUGUGGGGAAAGAGAAUGAUUGGGUGAGGGAAAAGGGCAGCCUGGUGCAGGGGUUCAGGCAGUAAUGUGAACUUUUCUACUUGGGGAUUGUUUAAAAAAAAAAAGCCCAACCACCUUAUUUCUUAACCUGUUUGAAAAGAAGUAAUUUUAAAGUAUUUUCAUACAUUUCGUUUCUAGCCCAACUUGGGGCAAGUGACAAGAACUUCGGGACUAUGGCCUGGAGUCAACUUAGCUUGGAGAAUGGAGUAGAGAGAGGGAAGGAGAAAAGCCUGGCUUAUCUGGUCUGUGACUGGGCCUUAGUUGCUGUCUCCUGCCCAUGGAUAAGGCCUCCCCAUCCCAGCUGCGAGCCCAGCAACAGUGAAAGAAAGCUGUUUAUUGAGUGCUCAGCCCUGCUUUUGUCCUCUGCUUGGGCUUGGGGCCGUAGGGGCUCUCACAGGAGAGACAUAAAUGCUGGUGACUUGUCUCCGCUUGUAGGACGUAGUAACACAGUAGGAGUCUUAUGUGCCAGCAGGGAUUCCUGGUUCUGAGAUGGCCGUUCCAUCUACCUCCUGAACCAGGCCCCGGGCUAAGGGAAGGUGGUCAGUGCUGCAGCCUUGGAAAUGAAAUGAUGCAGUGAGUGAGGAUGCAGCUCUGGAAAGCAAAGGACUAUGAAGUUUUGCAUAAUAAAGUGAAUAACCAAACUCA